Messenger RNA from Colletotrichum higginsianum IMI 349063, 558 nucleotides. RefSeq names its product Microfibril-associated protein. NCBI's taxonomy places the organism in Eukaryota, Fungi, Ascomycota, Sordariomycetes, Glomerellales, Glomerellaceae. The transcript has 2 exons. The coding region runs from base 1 to 558 and encodes 185 amino acids. Gene Ontology annotation, biological process: ribosomal large subunit export from nucleus. The record is from RefSeq and is a predicted model, not a curated record. Gene Ontology annotation, cellular component: preribosome, large subunit precursor; nucleolus.
AUGGCAAAGCCGGGCGUUUCCAAAAAGACCAAGCAACCCUCGGUCCACUCCAGAGCGGCGAGGCGCGCGACGGACGUCGACAUCGACACCGACAAGUCUCUCAAGAACGUCAAGGCCCCAGUGGAAUCAAAAGACUACCGGCCGUCAGUCCUGGCCGCGCAAACCAAUGCCGGCGUUUCCAAGAAGUCCAAAAACCGCAAGGCGCAGGUGAGCGCCAAGGCAAAGAAGAGAAACGAAAAGGCGAUGGACCGCGCGGAGGCCAUCAUGGAGCGGACGUCCAACAAGAUCGAGAAGAGCAAGAGCAGAUCGCGGAGGAUUCAGACGCGGAGCAAGCAGUGGGACGACAUCAACAAGGACCUGCCUGUAGUGAAGAAAUUUCCCGACGAGGAGGACCUUGAGGUGGAGGAGCGCAAGACCAGGGCGGCUGUUGUGGUCGCGGACAAGGACUGGGAGACGGACGAGGAAAUGAACGGCGUCGAUGAGGACUCUACAGCCGCUGUCGCCGAAGCUGUGCAGGCCGCUCCGGCCAAUGAUGAUAUCGACGAGGAGAUUCUAUAG